AUGGAGAAAGAUACGCCUGUCCGUAUAACCUCCGCAAAUGACUCCGUCCCCAGUGAUGAUGCCCCUUCCGCUGGCCUCGACACCGUCGAGCAGCUUAAGCACUUGAAAGAGCACCACCAUUGGGACCCCAACCUUCCCGAUGAAGUCGUCGACGAGGUCAACGAUGCCCUUCACGCUACCGACAAGGACAGGCGCCAGUCCAUCGUCGCCAGUCUUCUCGAGAACUCCCCCUACCCGGAAGUGCGCGCGGCCGUGCCCAAUAUCGACGAGGGCGGCCACUCCAACACCUUCCGCGCCUGGGCCAUUGGCAUGUUCUUAGCUACAGUCGGGUCUGCACUCAACAUGCUCUUCUCCAUGCGCCAGCCGUACAUCGUCAUUCCAUCGUAUGUCGCCCAGGUCGUCGCCUACCCCAUUGGCGUUGCGUGGGCCAAGGUCAUGCCCCAUAAGACAAUCAGGAUGUUUGGAAUGAGUGUCAAUUUAAAUCCUGGACCUUAUAGUAAGAAGGAGCAUGCCAUUGCGGUCAUCAUGGCCAAUGCCACCUUUGGCGGUGGUGCGGCCUACGCGACCGAUGUUCUGCUCGCCCAGCGCGCCUUCUACAAGCAACGCUUUGACUGGGCGUUUGAGAUCUUCAUGUGCAUCUCGACCCAGAUGCUGGGCUUUGGAAUGGCUGGCUUCUUCCACCGGUUCUUGGUUACACCGGCUGCAAUGAUCUGGCCGUCGACGCUGAUCAAUAGUGCGCUUUUCACCGCGCUCCAUGACCGAAGUCGGCCCGACCCAAGCAAAGUCUCUGGCUGGACAAUUGGCAGAUACCGUAUGUUUCUGUACUGUCUGAUUGGAUCUUUUCUUUGGUAUUGGUUUCCGGGAUACAUUGCCCCAUUCCUGAGCGUUUUUGCCUGGGUGACUUGGAUCAAGCCGAACAACGUGGUCAUCAAUCAGUUGUUCGGCGGCUGGACCGGCCUUUCGCUGAUUCCCAUGACUUUUGACUGGACUCAGAUUUCGGGAUUCAACUUUAGCCCGCUCAUCGCGCCCUGGCACGGAAUUGCCAACACUCUGCUGGGCAUGUUCAUCUUUUUCUGGGUCGUCACCCCGGCUCUGCACUACACUGGCACCCACUGGGCCAAGUACCUGCCCAUCAGCGACUCAAAUAGCUACGACAACACGGGUCAAGUCUACAAUGUUACGCGUAUUCUUACCCCGCAGAUGACCCUGGACAAGGCCAAGUACGAAGCUUACUCUCCUCUGUUCCUAUCAACCACCUUCUCUCUCGCCUAUGGGCUGUCCUUUGCCACCAUCAUUGCUGUGCUUAUCCAUGCCAUCCUGUUCCACGGAAAAGACAUCUGGGUGCGGUUCCGUCAGAUCGGUCAUGAGGACGAGGAUGUCCAUGCACGGCUCAUGGCUCGAUUCAAGCCUGUUCCGUUAUGGUGGUACGGCGCUAUCACACUUAUUAUGAUCGGAAUGGCUCUUGGUGUCACACUCGGCUACCCGACCAAUCUCAGCUGGUGGGCCUUCUUCAUUGCCCUGAUCAUGGGUGCAGUAUGGUUCGUGCCUUGCGGUAUUAUCCAAGCCUCGACCAACAUUCAGAUCGGUCUCAACGUUAUCACCGAGUUUGUGAUUGGGUACAUGCAGCCUGGCCGCCCGAUGGCAAUGAUGCUCUUCAAAACUUAUGGGUACAUCAGCAUGUACCAGGGCCUUUACUUCUGCCAGGACAUGAAGCUCGGCCACUACAUGAAGAUUCCUCCGCGGGUGACCUUUGCAGCACAGAUGAUAUCUUGCCUGUGGUCAUCGAUUGUCCAGAUCUGCGUCAUGAACUGGGCUCUCGGCGCCAUUUCGAGCGUCUGCACCCUCGAUCAGCCGAACCGCUACACCUGUCCCAACGGCCGCGUCUUCUUCAACGCCUCCAUCAUCUGGGGCACCAUCGGCCCCGCCCGCAUGUUCUCUCCUGGCCAACUCUACGCUAGUCUCCAAUGGUUCUGGCUCGCCGGUGCCGCCCUCCCCGUCGCCAUCUACAUCGCAGCCAAGCUUCUUCGGAACACCAAGUACGCCCGCUACGUGCGCCUUCUCAAUGCGCCCAUCAUCUUCGGUGGAUCUAGCUUUAUCCCUCCUGCCACGCCGCUCAAUUAUCUGUCCUGGGGCAUUAUCGGCUUCAUCUUCAACAAGUGGAUCCGCGACCGUUGGCGCGGCUGGUGGAUGCAAUACAACUAUGUUCUUUCCGCCGGUCUAGAUGUGGGCCUUGCCCUGUGCACCAUCUUGAUUUUCCUUACCUUGAACUUGACCAACACGGAGUUCCCAUCCUGGUGGGGGACGAACAUUGCGGCGAAUACGAUGGAUGCGGCGGGGACGGCUGUGCAGGUGACGGAGGUGAAGUUUGGGCCGGAGAGUUGGUAG
Messenger RNA from Aspergillus nidulans FGSC A4, 2385 nucleotides. It is a transcript of the gene optB, whose product is annotated as small oligopeptide transporter, OPT family. NCBI's taxonomy places the organism in Eukaryota, Fungi, Ascomycota, Eurotiomycetes, Eurotiales, Aspergillaceae. Gene Ontology annotation, cellular component: membrane. The record is from RefSeq and is a predicted model, not a curated record. Gene Ontology annotation, molecular function: oligopeptide transmembrane transporter activity. Gene Ontology annotation, biological process: transmembrane transport; oligopeptide transmembrane transport. The coding region runs from base 1 to 2385 and encodes 794 amino acids. The transcript has a single exon.